AUGGACGAGGAUAUUCGCAUCGCUACCGGCAGGCGAGGAACAAAACGGCAAAUGAUAAGAUGCACUGGAAGCCACAGACCCAAUCUUGCAUGCAGGCGGUUUAGGAGACUGUCGCUUGAAAUUGACCCCGGAGAUGACAAUCUUGCUCGGCAACAUCCUGACAAAGGUGGACUGAUUAAAGCUCAUCUCCAUCCUCCAUUCUCCAUCCGGUUGGCUAACCGCGGCAAACGAGCACCUUCUGACACGAUCCAACAAAGACAAAUAGACAAAGACAUACACCUGCCUCCAAAGAAAAUCAGAACCAUGCUUGAUAAUGUGCAUAGUGAACCUCCUCAGCGUCGUCCUGCUCUAAUUGCCUAUGAGCUAUCACGAUUCAACCUCUCAGUGAAUUUUGUCUCCAUGAAAAAGGUUGGCUCAAAUAACUUCGUGUUGCUCAGGAAAACCCAAAACCAGAAGUCACCUUUCUGGAGUUGGCUUGAUGUAGAAAGCUUGAAAAUAGCGUGGAUGCAUUCUCGAUCCAAGCACUGGCAUUUCAUCGACUAUGUUUUAGUGUUCCGAACAGGCGUUCACGAU
This is a messenger RNA of Loa loa (African eye worm), 573 nucleotides long. RefSeq lists its product as hypothetical. Lineage: Eukaryota; Metazoa; Nematoda; Chromadorea; Rhabditida; Onchocercidae. The annotation marks the transcript as partial. The transcript has 5 exons. The record is from RefSeq and is a predicted model, not a curated record.